AUGUCAUCAGCCAAAAGGAAAGCUCCAACAAAUAAUGUUAAUGCCGAAUUUUGCGAUUUCUUAAUAGAAUUAGCUGACUAUGAAAAAAAUGUUAAUCGCCAAAUGCAUAAAUUUUCCGCCUACAGGAAAGCCGCCAAUGUUCUUGCGAAGCAUCCCCAAAGAAUAACUAGCGGUGCACAAGCCAAAAAAUUGGAAGGUAUUGGCGAGAAAAUUGCUCAAAAAAUUGAAGAAUUUAUCAACACUGGAUCGUUGAAAAAACUUAAUAAGAUAAGAGCUGAUGAUACAACUGUAGCUAUCAAUGAAUUGACCCGGGUAACUGGCAUUGGGCCAGCUGCUGCACGCAAGUUUUUUGAUAAAGGCAUCAAAUCCAUCGAAGAUUUGCGAAAACAGCAAAUCCUCUUAAAUCACCAUCAGCAAAUUGGCUUGCGAUAUGUCGAUGAUUUUGAGAAACGUAUCCCUCGCAAAAUGGUUACCGAAUUCGAGGCCAUAAUCAAGAAAAAUAUUCAUUCUGUCGAUACAGCAUACACGGUUGAAGUAUGUGGGAGCUAUCGAAGAGGUGCUGAAAGUAGUGGUGACAUUGACUUCCUGCUAUCUCAUCCUUCCUAUACUUCUGAUAAAAAAAUCGGCAAUAAGGCAUCUUUAUUACAUCAAGUCGUUAAAAAGCUAGAAAAUGCACAUGUCAUUACAGAUACAAUUUCUAUAGGAAAUACAAAAUUUAUGGGUGUCUGCAGAUUACCUGACAACGAUAACCCUGAUAACAUUCAUAGAAGGAUCGAUAUAAGGCUAGAUAUAGAAAUCUACCUGUGUGGAUUGCUCUACUUUACCGGUAGUGAUCUCUUCAAUAAGCGGAUGCGACAAACUGCAAUAGAAAAAGGAUUUACCCUAAAUGAAUAUUGCAUAAGACCAAUAGGAACGACAGGUGUACAUGGAGAAGCAAUCCCGAUUACUUGCGAAGAGGACAUUUUCGAUAUCAUUCAAAUGGAAUAUGUUGAACCUCAUAAAAGGAACUUCUAA
Trichoplax adhaerens is the source of this 1014-nucleotide messenger RNA. RefSeq lists its product as uncharacterized. Gene Ontology annotation, molecular function: DNA-directed DNA polymerase activity; DNA binding. Bases 1 to 1014 code for a protein of 337 amino acids. Lineage: Eukaryota; Metazoa; Placozoa; Uniplacotomia; Trichoplacea; Trichoplacidae. The transcript has 15 exons. The record is from RefSeq and is a predicted model, not a curated record. Gene Ontology annotation, biological process: double-strand break repair via nonhomologous end joining. Gene Ontology annotation, cellular component: nucleus.